AUGGCUAUUAUUCGUUUACCAUCAUUUAUUUCCAGUGUCAAGCAAUUUCACAAACUGCACUCUGUACCAAAAGGUCAUUUAGCAGUUUACGUGGGAGAAACAGAUAAGAAGAAGAGAUACGUGGUUCCAAUAGCGUACCUGAAUCAUCCUUCAUUUCAAGACUUAUUGCAAAAAGCAGAAGAAGAAUUUGGGUUUCAACAUUCAAUGGGAGGUCUCACAAUUCCCUGCAAUGAGGAUGCAUUUUUCCAUGUCACUUCUAGAUUGAUGAACAAUUUAUGACAUGAAGAAGCAAUUAAGAUGGAUGCACCAUUAGUGACAGAUUAUAGUAGAGCUAGCUUACUUGUUUCUCAUUCAUUGAUUUUUUUUUUCCUCUUGCAAUGCAAGAGCUGUAAAUUUUUGUGCUUUGCCCUCUCAUCAAUCUUUUACUAUCAUUCAUUAUCUCCACAAAGA
Molecule: messenger RNA, 450 nt
Organism: Capsicum annuum
Lineage: Eukaryota; Viridiplantae; Streptophyta; Magnoliopsida; Solanales; Solanaceae
Product: auxin-responsive protein SAUR21-like
Exons: 1
Coding region: 1-279 (92 amino acids)
Biological process (GO): response to auxin
Source: RefSeq, a predicted model, not a curated record